This is a messenger RNA of Lotus japonicus, 1303 nucleotides long. Its product is annotated as membrane-associated kinase regulator 5. Bases 80 to 1078 code for a protein of 332 amino acids. The transcript is spliced from 2 exons. Lineage: Eukaryota; Viridiplantae; Streptophyta; Magnoliopsida; Fabales; Fabaceae. Gene Ontology annotation, cellular component: plasma membrane. The record is from RefSeq and is a predicted model, not a curated record.
CCCAAAACCAAACCCCACAACCAAACCACACUUUCAUUUUCAACACUUCCUCCUCUUACCCUCUUUCUCUUCUACCACCAUGGAUGCUCUCAACUUCUUAAAAUUCUGGCGUAGCGCCACCGUAACAACCACCACCACCUCCACCUCCACCUCCACCGUAGCUCCUCAUCUUGUUGUCGAAACAGACAGUGAGUCCGACGAAGAAGACUCGUUCUUCGACUUGGAGCUCACGGUACGUGAUUACGACAACAAAGAAAACAACAACAACAACAAAAGUCUCUGUUCCAAUGUAUCUGAUUUCUCAACGAAAACGACAACACUUCCUCUUUCUCCAAAGGAACAACCAAUCUCUAAGAGAAAAGUGCUUCCAAUGGAACCCAUUUCCAAGCCUCAAUCUCCCAUUUCAAUCCUCAGAUCAGCUCCAAGCUUCAGAAUCUCCAUGUUCAGAAGGGGCAAGCGAAUGCAGAAAACAGAGGAACCAACCAAAACAGAGUGUGAAACAAUGAAGGACCAGAAGAAAGAAACCAGAGUCUUCGCGGUGAAACUGAACAUGAACAUGGAAGAUUUCAAUUACUCUCCAGCUCUUAGCAGAGAUAACAGCACGAGAAGCUUCGGGAGCAAGGUUCGGAGUUUUCAGAGCUCUGAAGAACAGAAACCAGAGCGGUUUUCGAAGGAGGUGUUGCAGAAGUAUCUAAAGCUGAUUAAGCCAUUGUAUGUGAAAGUCUCCAAGAGGUACACUGACAAGGCGAAGUUUACCGGGGAGGGUUUUGCUGCAGCUUCGCCGUCGUCGUCGCCGUCGGUGUCCUCUGUUUCUUCCAGGAGGGAGAAGCAGGGGAGUUUCCCGGUGGGGAUGAGGGUGGUUUCUAAGCAUUUGGGUAAGAGAAGGUCGGCCGGUACGGUGGUUGGAGUUAAUUCUCCGGCGAACAGGAGUAAUGAUUCAGUGCAGCAGCAUGAUGAUGGGAUUCAAAGCGCCAUUCUUCACUGCAAGAGAUCCUUCAACUCCAGAGAAUGUUCAAUUGCUCUUUCUGCUGAUGGAUCAAUGAAAUCUGCUAGAAACUCAUUUGAGGAUGAAGUGUGAUGAUGAUGGUGAAGAAAGAAGCUACAUAGAGGAUGAGAAAAAGAAUUGAAUAGAGAAGUGUUUUUUGUAAUUUGUGUUCUUUUUGUAAAGGAAAAGGGAAAUGAGAGGGAGUUGUUUAGGCAUUGUGAUGAUUAGUGAGUCACAGUGUGAUAGGCUCCCCUGCUCUGGUCAGUGACAGUGUACAUUGAUGGGCCAUUAUGAAAAGAAUCAAGAUUUUCCUCUGAA